This is a messenger RNA of Sebastes umbrosus (honeycomb rockfish), 2529 nucleotides long. Its product is annotated as ras-related protein rab7. Gene Ontology annotation, biological process: phagosome-lysosome fusion; endosome to lysosome transport. Gene Ontology annotation, molecular function: GTPase activity; GTP binding. The transcript is spliced from 6 exons. Lineage: Eukaryota; Metazoa; Chordata; Actinopteri; Perciformes; Sebastidae. The record is from RefSeq and is a predicted model, not a curated record. Gene Ontology annotation, cellular component: phagocytic vesicle; late endosome; lysosome. Bases 422 to 1045 code for a protein of 207 amino acids.
UCACCGACCACAGCUUGUUUUGGAGGAAGUGAACAGAGCUCGGCAGCUAGCAGCUAGCACAGUUAGCUUGUUGACAGGAAAAGCAAAGCGAGCGUCAACGGGAGCAGAAGCGAAACAGACCAACAGACCAUUGUACCAAACUGAAGGGAGAUACACAUCGGCAGGGGCGGCGUUGACUUUGAUAAGCAGGGUUAGCUGCGAGGCUAGCUGUCUGAGAUUAUCUAGUUAGCUGUCGACGUGUUGUUUUCUCACGGCGGACGGUUAGAAGAGCUGCUAGCCUGUUAGCCUGUUAGCUUCUUAGCUUCUUAGCCUGUUAGCUUGUUAGCUAGCCUGUUAGCUAACGCUUCCAACCAGAGGCAGAAGAAAAAAAAGUCUACUUUUGAUCUUUUCUACCGCAGGAUCAUCACUCAGCUGUGGCACAAUGACAUCAAGGAAGAAAGUACUACUCAAAGUCAUCAUCCUCGGAGACUCCGGAGUUGGGAAGACCUCGUUGAUGAACCAGUAUGUGAAUAAGAAGUUCAGUAACCAGUACAAAGCCACAAUAGGCGCUGAUUUCCUGACGAAAGAAGUCAUGGUGGAUGACAGACUCGUCACAAUGCAGAUUUGGGACACAGCCGGUCAGGAGAGGUUCCAGUCCUUAGGCGUAGCGUUCUACCGUGGAGCCGACUGCUGCGUCCUGGUGUUUGACGUGACGGCACCCAACACCUUCAAGACUCUAGACAGCUGGAGGGACGAGUUCUUGAUCCAGGCCAGCCCUCGAGACCCGGAGAACUUCCCCUUUGUGGUGCUGGGCAACAAGAUCGACUUGGAGAACAGACAGGUAACAACCAAGCGAGCACAGGCUUGGUGUCAAAGCAAGAACAACAUCCCAUAUUUCGAAACCAGCGCCAAGGAGGCAAUCAACGUGGAGCAGGCCUUCCAGACUAUCGCACGCAACGCCCUCAAACAGGAGACCGAAGUGGAGCUGUACAAUGAGUUCCCGGAGCCGAUAAAGCUGGACAGGAACGAGCGAGCCAAGCCGUCAGCGGAGACCUGCAGCUGCUGAGGUCUCUGAAGAUCUCCGGGGGAGGGGGGUUGUCACGGCCCUCACUACCCUGUCUUGCCUUGUCUAUAUACCCCUUAUCCCAUGGCCCACUGUGUUAAUCCCUAAUGCCCAACAUACAAGCAGCAUCCCACUCAUUGAGUAUACUACACACACACACACACAAACAUGCUGCACUCACCUCCUUACGUAUACAAAACACACAUUUUGUAUAAAAUAUGAGUCUCCUAGCCCAAAGAACACCUUAAGGAAACAUUAUGGAAUUUACUUGUACGAUGCUUAUUACUUCCCAGUGUUUCCCUACGUACUUUUUCAUGGCGGUGGUGGUUUGGGCUCAUUUUCAGUUCCAUGUAUAUUGCUGCUUUCACACCCAAUUUUUGGUUCUAACUGCUUUUAUUUGGUAAAUCGAAUCAUUAUAUCUACAUGUUUGUGUUGAUGAGUAUAGUUAGAAAACUAAUCCUUUUUUUUUUGUUUUGUUUUUUUAAAUCAAAGUUUCUUUAGCAGUGCUGGUUGUUUUCUUACUUUCACGGCCCGCCGCUGCUGCAUGAAUAGAGGAAACACUGCUCCCCCCGUUUUACUCAUUUGUGUUGUGGCUUAAAUUUGUUUGACUCUCAAAAAAACACUUGUUUCCGUGCUUUCACUUUACCUCCAAAAAAAGAAGUGGGAACUGAAGUAGUGAAGGAUCAGAAUGUGUGAAGGUGCAUGUGGGUCACAUUAAUAUGCUGCCUGCUGGUUCUUGUUAAUUGGCACAGAAUUGAAAAUCCAGUUUCACGACAGGUUUUUUGUUUUUGUUUUUUUUGCACUUUGCUGUCAUCCACAAUUACUGAAGACUUGUUCAGACAUCUCAUUUUGGAGUCACAAUAAAUGUAGCUCAGGUUGAGGACAUCGUGUGAAUCCAGAUGUGAGUGUAACACGCUAAUCCUCUACUAGGGGAAAUGAAGGUUCAUCUUGUAAUUAGCUAUUCUUGGUACAACAUUUGACGUGGGAAUGAACCAUGAGGAUAGCAUGUCAUUCUACCCCGAUAAUCCUGCAGAGGAGAGAUUUUUCUCCAGUAUAAAUAUCAUUCAUAACUGAGUACUAUUAGUUAGUACCUUUCUUUUUACUGUCAACUAUUGCAAGACUUUGUAUAUUUGCAAACCUCUCAAUCAUUGUGUGGGGGAAGGCUAAAAGUUGUGUUGUAAAUCUCCAUAUCCGACUCUGCCAGUUGCUCGUGUUGGCAAACAAUUUAAGUGCUUGACAUUUCUUUUAACCGAUCAGAUCUUUAACUGUCUGUUCGUAUUAUGUUAAAUCUUUGAAAUGCAUUAUAGAUUACGAGAUAGCAUACAUACUGUAACUUUGAAAGAAGAAAAAAAAAAUGUAUGGGGGGAGGGGGUGAAGUAUCGGCAUUCAUCAUUAUUAUAUUAUUAAUAUGAUAAAUGCAUAGCAUCUACAUUGUUUCGAAAUGUCUGCGUUUCAAGUAAUAAGGGUAAUAAAAAUCUUGAAUAAAG